Messenger RNA from Cotesia congregata, 1479 nucleotides. NCBI's taxonomy places the organism in Eukaryota, Metazoa, Arthropoda, Insecta, Hymenoptera, Braconidae. The record is from the annotation of a GenBank genome assembly.
AUGGCUGUGUCUUUAUACAAACUUGCGUAUCUUAUUCUUAUUGGAUUAGUGGGUCUGUCGUCUGUUGUUGGCCAUGAUAUUAAAGGUUCAACGCAAUGCGAAUAUUAUAACGAAACGUCGUGUGCAGAUCCGACGAAAAACUGUCCAGAAAUAGAAAAAUGUUCCCCACCUGAACCAGACAAAAGGAAUCACUGUUAUGUGCUAUGGCAAAUUGACGAAGUUACUAAGAAGUCUAUUGUUAAACUCAAGGGUUGUUUCUUAGACAGUAGAGAAUGUUAUGACAAACAAUGUUGCGUAGAAAAAAAUAGCGACCGUAAGGGAAAGAUGUACUUUUGCUGCUGUGAUGGGGAUAUGUGUAAUCAAAAUUACACGUGGGAUCCUCAGCCGACUGAAGCGCCUAAAGAUCAUGAAUUAACACCAGUACCAAAUCCCGAACAACAUGUGAUAACACUUGUUGUAUCUGUAUUGGUGCCAAUGCUGUUGCUGACACCGUCGCCGAAUCUGGGUUUACGACAAAUCCACCUGGUCGAAAUAAAAGCUCGUGGUCGUUUUGGAGCAGUAUGGAAAGCUCAAUUUAAAAAUGACAUAGUUGCUGUUAAAGUAUUCCCGAUGCAAGAUAAACAGUCGUGGCAAACAGAGCAAGAAAUAUUUAAAUUAGCUCACAUGAAUCAUGAGGAUGUAUUACGAUUUAUCGGCGUUGAAAAACGCGGCGACAAUCUUCAAGCUGAGUUCUGGUUGAUAACAGCUUAUCAUGAAAAAGGAUCACUCUGCGACUAUUUGAAAGCCAAUGUCGUAUCUUGGGCAGAAAUGUGCCGUAUUGCCGAGUCAAUGGCACGUGGAUUGAUGCAUUUGCAUGAAGAAAUUCCUGCUAACAAAGCUGAUGGGUAUAAACCCGCGGUAGCGCACCGCGACUUUAAAUCGAAAAAUGUUCUUCUCAAGUCCGACAUGAGCGCAUGCAUCGCGGACUUUGGACUCGCGUUGAUAUUUCAACCUGGAAAACCUUGUGGCGACACUCAUGGACAAGUUGGUACUCGACGAUACAUGGCGCCAGAAGUAUUAGAGGGUGCGAUAAACUUUACACGAGACUCAUUUUUACGUAUUGACAUGUACGCUUGUGGCCUAGUGCUCUGGGAAUUGGCGUCACGGUGUACAGUACAAGACGGACCCAUCGGAGAGUACAGAUUACCUUUUGAAGAAGAAGUUGGUCUCCAUCCAACUCUGGAAGACAUGCAAGAAAGCGUAGUGCUUAAAAAAGAACGUCCAUUGAUACAGGAAACAUGGCGAAAGCAUCCGGGUCUUUUGUCUAUUUGUGAUACGAUGGAAGAGUGCUGGGAUCACGACGCCGAGGCACGAUUAUCAGCGUCUUGUGUUAUGGAAAGAAUUACUACCUUGAGUAGAAGUCUCGUUAUCAAUUCAUCGACUUUAAUUCGCGUCGACAAUACCAACGAUUCAGUCAUCACCAAGGAAUCUAGUAUGUAG